AUAUAUAUCUCUAGCUACAAACAAAACUUGUAUACUCCCAACUCAAGCAUGAGACCUAAAACACAGAGUUCACUUAGCCUAAAGCUUCUUCUCAUGUGUGUUUUCAUAGCUUUUUUACUCCUAUUUGUGCUGAGAUCAAGAUUAACAUCUUCCAGUGAAACUACAACAUCAUUGACAUCCUCAUCUUCUUCUAGAGACAAGAAAACAAGAACUUGCUCAUCACCACAAUGUAAUAAAAUCCCAUCUUCAAUAGCCAAAUCCCUCAUUCACUACACGACCUCAACUAUCACCCCUCAACAAACACUCAAAGAGAUAUCAGUAACAUCCAAGAUUUUAGACAAGAAAUCUCCUUGCAAUUUCCUCGUCUUUGGUCUUGGCCAUGACAGCCUAAUGUGGCACACACUCAACUUUGGAGGGCGAACCAUCUUCCUCGAAGAAGAUGAAACUUGGAUAGAGCAAAUCAAGAAGAGAUUUCCCAUGUUAGAGUCUUAUCAUGUUACAUAUGACAGUAAAGUGAAUGAAGCAAAUGUUUUAAUAGAAGCAGGGAAAGGACCAGAGUGUACAGCUAUAGCUGAUCCUAGAUAUUCGAUGUGCCAACUCGCCUUAAAAGGGUUGCCCAAUGAAAUUUAUGACAUAAAAUGGGAUUUAAUAAUGGUGGAUGCUCCAACAGGGUACUAUGAGGAUGCACCAGGGAGAAUGACUGCAAUAUAUACGGCAGGAAUGAUGGCAAGGAACAAAGAAAAUGGAGAAACUCAUGUGUUUGUGCAUGAUGUGAAUAGGAAUAUAGAGGACAAGUUUUCUAGGGAAUUCUUGUGUGAUGGAUAUAUGAAGAAACAAGUGGGGAGAUUAAGGCAUUUUACUAUCCCUAGUCAUAAGAGCAACUUAGAUAUGCCCUUUUGCCCUUAGAUUUUCUUGAAAAUACUUUCUUUCUCUUUCUUUAUUCGUUCCUUUUUGGGUGAUCGCGCUGAUACUCAUGAGGAUAUUGUUUCUUUAUUCAAAUACUGUCAUGUAUUUGUCAUCUAGGUGUAAACUUACACUUAAAGAAAUCCACUUAAGUUGUUGAAGAUUCGAUUA
Nicotiana attenuata is the source of this 1074-nucleotide messenger RNA. Its product is annotated as glucuronoxylan 4-O-methyltransferase 1. Lineage: Eukaryota; Viridiplantae; Streptophyta; Magnoliopsida; Solanales; Solanaceae. The record is from RefSeq and is a predicted model, not a curated record. The transcript has a single exon. Bases 49 to 906 code for a protein of 285 amino acids. Gene Ontology annotation, biological process: xylan biosynthetic process.